UUACGUUUGUAAACCACGCCGUUUUUGAGGAUACGUGCUACAAUAAUAAGUAAUUAUGUUGGUUCUAUUUGAAACGUCAGGCGGCUAUGCCGUUUUUAAACUUUUGAAAGAAAAGAAGCUAAAAAAGUCCGAAAAUCUGUACAAAGAGUUCGAAUCAGCAGAGAAAUGUCAGAAGCUUUUAAUGCUGAAACAUUUUGAAAAGUUUCAGAGUAUGGAAGAUGCCUUGGAAUCGGCGUCAGCAACGUUCAAAGGAAAAAUGAGUAAGAAGUUAAAGAAAGUUCUCAAAAAACUAUUUGUUGAUGAACCACAAGAAGAAUUAGCAGUAGCUGAUGCCAAAUUAGGUACCGCGAUCAAUUCUAAAUUGAAUAUUAACUGUGUAUCCAAUUCUAACAUUCAAGAAUUGAUGCGAUGCAUUCGUUUACAUCUUGAUAGUUUGAUCGAGGGAUUACCCCAAAAAGAACUCACUGCCAUGUCUCUUGGCGUAGCUCAUGGACUGUCGCGUUACAAGUUUAAGUUCAGUCCCGAUAAAAUUGACAAAAUGGUGAUUGAGGCUGUUUCUGCACUGGACGAUUUGGAUAAAGAACUCAACAACUACGUCAUGCGCUGCAAGGAGUGGUAUGGAUGGCAUUUUCCUGAACUGUCAAAAAUUAUAUCGGACAAUCAGUUAUACAUCAAGACUGUGCUCGCUCUGGGCUUCCGAGAGAAUGCCUCACAGGUGGACCUUUCAGAUCUUCUCAGCGAAGAAGACGAGCAGAAAGUGAAAGAAAUGGCCGAAAUAUCCAUGGGAACUGAGAUUUUAGAGGAAGAUUUAAUCAACAUUAAAAGUUUGUGUGAAGAAGUUCUCCAGAUGCAAGAGUGCAGAGCGAAAUUGUACGAUUAUUUGAAGAACCGAAUGGCGGCUAUUGCUCCAAAUGUCACAUACCUUGUCGGUGAAAUGGUCGGAGCGAGGUUGAUAUCCCAUGCUGGGUCUCUCAUGAAUUUGGCUAAACAUCCUGCUUCAACAGUCCAGAUUCUCGGAGCCGAGAAAGCACUGUUCCGAGCAUUGAAGGCGAGACAUGAUACGCCAAAGUAUGGUCUUAUAUACCAUGCGCAACUCAUCGGCCAGAGCAACACAGCAUUGAAAGGAAAGAUGUCCCGCAUGCUUGCGGCUAAGACCGCUUUGGCUUCGAGAGUGGACGCAUUCGGUGAAGAAGAAAUUGACAUUGGUAUGGAUCAUCGGGCUUCUCUUGAACGUGCAUUGAAACGUCUGGAGGAGGGAAAGACGACCAGGAUCAGUGGAACUGGCAAGGCAAAAGCUAGGCAUGAGAAAUAUGAAAAUAAAAGCAAGGUGUUCCAGUAUAAUGCAUCCGAUGAUUCUUUCCUAACACCUCAGUCAGAAAAGAAGUCAAAGAAAAGGAAAUUUGAUGACAGCACCGAAGAUGUUGAAUCAGGGAAAAAAAUCAAAAUUGAGGUUAAAGAAGAAUAAAUGCCAUAUUAUUCAAUUUCAUAUCCCUUGUUCAUUGUUGCUGGAUCAUUAAGUUUUAAUAAAAUUUGUAAUAAGACAUCUUUGUUAUUUCUGAAGUAUGAGGUAAUAAGUAUAAUUAUUUGAUCUACUUUUGGAGAAA
Molecule: messenger RNA, 1604 nt
Organism: Uloborus diversus
Lineage: Eukaryota; Metazoa; Arthropoda; Arachnida; Araneae; Uloboridae
Gene: nop5
Product: nucleolar protein 58-like
Exons: 1
Coding region: 56-1465 (469 amino acids)
Cellular component (GO): box C/D methylation guide snoRNP complex; small-subunit processome
Molecular function (GO): snoRNA binding
Source: RefSeq, a predicted model, not a curated record